UAUAGUUAUGUUAAAGCGCGUGCGUUUAUGUACAAAAUCGAUGGAGCUCGUUAAUGCGGGGACAAUGCAGAACCUAAAAUGCACGUGCAACGGUCUUUGUUAACUAAAACCCACCAGCAACAACCAAACAAUCACCUCUAAUAUGUGAAGAAAAACUACAUCAAUACAUAUUUUUGGAACAUCAAAUAAAUAAAAUUAACUUUAUUUUGGUUACAAUAUUUAACAAAAAUGCCUUCUACGGGAAUAUUUGGAUUUGUCUGUAUUCAUUGGUCACUUGGUGGUUUGAUUUUAAUCGGAUUGGCUGCUUCUGAAUAUUCUGGAGCUGGAACUAUCGUGGCAUUAGCAAUUUCUAUAGUUACUGUUACAAUAUCAGCUAUUUGUGGAUUAUAUUACGAUGGAAAAUCAUCUGGCAAACGAAAACCAACAGAUAUUUGCCAUUUCAUGGUAAUUUGGUUCAAUAUUCUUGAAUUAUUAAUGGCUGGAGCGACAUGUGCCAGAAUAGCAAGUGCAACAGUUGAUUAUACAAGCAAUCAAAAAUUGAGAAGUUGGCUUUUUGGAAUAGAAUCACAUUCGUUGGGAGAACCAUGGCCCGAUGUACUUGGUGUUUCGAUAAUUGCAGUUGUCAGUGCGCUGUUUAUGCUCGGCUUAGAAAGAUCUAAACUCUUCAGCGUUCUUCUUUACAUCACCAUGACAUCAGCUUACACUCUAUUUGUAACUGUUGGAUCUCUUCACACUGACAUUAAAUUUUGGAGUUGGACUGAGGAUUUUAUGAACAGAAAUUGGACUUGUAUCUUGGUUACUUCAGCGUUAUGUUCGUAUGGUUUUAUUGGAGAUUUUACAAAACUAAAAGGAAAUACGAGAUACAUAAAAGCAGCAAUUUAUAUAAUAGUCCCAUUUAUUUGUUAUUCUUUAAUCACAUUAACAUUUACAUUGAUGUCACAUUACAGGGAAAUAGCAGGAACUGCAAUACCUUUAGUUCGUGUCUUUGAAGUAAGAGAUGUUGGUUGGCCCCGAUUAGCAAUGGCAAUUUGUACGAUUUGCGUGGUUUGUCUUGUUUUAACCGAAGUAAUGCCCGAAUUAUACGCUUUGGUGAUGUGUUUGGCUAAGAAGGAAUGGCAAAUUUUGGUCACCCCAAUUUUAUACAGAAGCACCACAACAGGGGCGCCAAUUUUGGCGAUUUUCGUUGUAGGAAGUUUAUCGUCAAUUUUGGCUUUCGCCUGCCCCUUAACGUAUUUGGUACGAUUAUUAAACGCUUCGGCAAGACUUAAAGCCACGAUGAUAACGAUGAUCGUUAUUUAUCAAUGUUUUAAAUCAAAUUUACAAAGUGUUGAUAAUUUAUUUCAAAAUUCAAGCGUCCAAUAUAGUAAAUUAAGAAAAGAAAGGAGAGUUAUGAAACCUUCAAAUUCUAUUAUAAAUGCGUCUUUGUGGCAUAAAAAACCUAAAAGUAAAAUUAAAAAUGAAUACCAAAGUGAUAAAGAAUACCUCCUCUUAGAUAACUACACUUACGAUUCUAGUAAUUCAUAUCGUGACGGAAUGGAAAGUUCCGAUUCUGAAGAAGAUAAAAAUGUUACAACCAGACCGAGUGAUAGUGAAAGCAGCGGGAGUUCAACGGAUAUUGAUGCUGCUGUGAAAGAAUAUAAAGAUAAAGUCAAAGUAUCAACAAGUAAUAAUUUUCCAGAACAAUCCUCGCCAACGUUAGCUCAUCAAACGAUAGUCUUUGUUGUUAUAAAAAUCGUUGUGAUUUCGGCGAUUUAUUUUGCUUUAAAUGUAUCUUCGAUGGAGAAAGGUGUUUACUGGUUAAUAUUUAUAAUCAUUUGUAUCUGUAUAGUAAUUUUAUACCUUUUACCUAAAAACGUACCGGAUGAACUACAAGCAUCAAAGCUAUAUCCAUUUUUACCAUCACUAGGAAUUUUAUCGAUUGUCUCAAACAUGACUUUAAUAACUUUAUUAUCAGAAGAUACUUGGCCUGGCAUUUUAUUUUGGUUAAUAUCGGGUUUCUUAUUAUAUUGUCAUUGUGCGUGUUGUUAUUGCGAUGAUCACAACGACAACAUCACGAUUUAUAGAAGAUCGGAACCUGCUUUCGUUGAGAUUGAUGAUCCGGAAGAAAGAUACGUCGAUACUGUAAUAAUACCUAGAUGACACAUAGAUGAAUCACCUUGAAUUUUUAUAAAUUCAUUUUUUUUCACCUAAAAAGUAUAAAAAUAAAAAGAAAUGGAAAAUUGUCGCUGUGUUGCGUUGCCUGAUGUUGAUAAGAAAAACGAAUUUAAUAUAUUCUUGUUGGCAAAAUAAAAUAAAACUACUAUAUUCACUCAAA
This is a messenger RNA of Onthophagus taurus, 2314 nucleotides long. RefSeq names its product torn and diminished rhabdomeres (gene tadr). The record is from RefSeq and is a predicted model, not a curated record. Gene Ontology annotation, biological process: amino acid transport. Lineage: Eukaryota; Metazoa; Arthropoda; Insecta; Coleoptera; Scarabaeidae. Gene Ontology annotation, molecular function: amino acid transmembrane transporter activity. Gene Ontology annotation, cellular component: plasma membrane.